AUGGCAAUCAUUAUCAGUGAAGUGAUUCUUACCCACGCUUACAACUUCUUAGAUCAUAAAAUGCUAUUAAAGAGGAUUAGGAUACAUACCUCGGGCUCAGACGGCCAAGCCUUUGGAAUGUUGGCUUGGGAGCUUCUAGGUUCCGUCCAGACCUCCAGCUCAAAGUCAAUUAUUCUAGGGACCUCUACCACGCCUUUCGUCUCGACGCAAGCGAUCACCCAACCAGGACCGGAAUGCGAUCUCAGUCGAGAGUUUUACUGCUCUUACUACGGGAUCUGCAUGUCCCUUAACCUCCGUUGCGACGGUGUCUUGCACUGUCCGGAGCCGUCCGAGGAGGAAGGAUGCCCACCAAGGUGUGCGUUUGGCCAGGAUAGAUGUCCUGACGGAAGCUGCCUUGAUACCACCCAAAUAUGCGACGGUUACUACGAUUGCGCCGAUAGAUCUGAUGAACUUGGAUGCUUCCUGUGUGAUUUAGGUCAGUUUGAAUGUGACGGUGGUACUAAAUGCAUUCUCGAUGAGCUCGUCUGUGAUAGCCUUUUUGACUGCGCUGAUCAAACCGACGAAUUAUUUUGUACCCCGGAAGACAGAUCAACUGCUGCACCAACACCUCCUGCCACCACCACAGCUGCCCCGCCCACCACUCCAACCACGACUGCCGCCCCCACCACUCCUCGUACUACCACCUCGUCAGUGGUCACCGACCCCGUGCCCCCAAGAACACCGGGUACACAGUGUCGAUCCAAUGAAGCAUACUGUAGGUCCGGUAGCAUCAGGUGUGUCCCUCGAGACUUCCUCUGUGAUGGGCAGAGUGACUGUGAUGAUGGCUCGGAUGAGUACGGAUGUGAACACAGAAAGUGUGAACCUAAUGAGUUCCAAUGUGCCAAUCGCCUCUGCGCUCAAAAGAUCUGGAGAUGUGAUGGAGAUGAUGACUGCGGUGACGGAUCGGAUGAAAGAGAUUGUCCUACUGCUGCUCCUGGCUCGCCAUGCCGACACAGUGAGUUCCAGUGUAUCUCCUCCGACCAGUGUGUACCUCUUGGAUUCCGGUGUGAUGGAGAAACCGACUGUACAGAUAGGUCUGAUGAAAUCGCAUGUGCUGAGCCAUUGGUAGUGCUUGCUCCUGUAGAGAUCAUCCAAGUUCAGAUAGGUGAGAGGGUAGAGAUCAUCUGUGAAGCACAAGGAGUUCCUACACCGAUAAUCUCCUGGAGGCUUAACUGGGGACCAGUCCCAGAAAGGGCCAUCAUCACCAGUCAGAAUGGACGUGGUUCCCUAGUCUUGGAGAACGUACGGGAGUCUGACCAGGGAGCGUACAGCUGUGAGGCCAUGAACAACCAAGGGUACAUCCUUGCUCAACCAGAUGCUAUCGUCACCAUCAUCUCUGGACCUAGCAUAUGUACUGGUGGGUUUUUCAAUGAUGGUGCCCUGACCGUUACCGAGUGUAUACCUUGCUACUGUUUUGGUGUUUCUUCCACCUGUUAUAGCAGUACCUACAACCGAGCUGAGACUUCUCUGUCCUUCAGCGAGGUUGGGAACUUAGAGGGCACGCGUCUGGCUGACCUGUCGUCUCCAAGUGCAGAUGUACGGGUCCUUGAGGAUACCUACAUGGAAAUCAACCCAGCACAGAGGGAGGUGGUCGUGCGUGACUACAAUAGACGUCUGCCGGUGUCCACGUAUUACUGGGUUCUUCCUGGACAAUUCACAGGAAACCAGCUAACCAGUUAUGGAGGCAACCUUCGUUAUCUGGUCAAUUUCAUCCAUAUUGCAUCCACCGCUCAAGUUGCUGAUGUUUAUAUCAAGGGUGGUGGAAAGACCUUGUCUUAUCAAUUACCAGAUGAGCCUGUCUCAGGUAUCCCAAUGCUGCGACAAGUUCCAUUGACGGAGACUGGCUGGAAGAAUGUCAUCCAAGUUGGCGGAGGGGGACGAGGCGAUGUCGGUGCUGAACUUCUCGAAGACGCCACAAGAGAAGAUUUCAUGAUGGCAUUAGAGAAUGUAGAAUACAUCCUCAUCAAGGCGACGUAUUCCUACAGCAUGUAUCAAACCAGCCUUGCUGAUGUUGUCUUAGAUACAGCCGUACCGGAGGAGACUGGUAGAGAUCGAGCGGUAGAGGUGGAGGAAUGCAGGUGUCCCAUUGGAUAUGAAGGGUUGUCAUGUGAGAGAUGUGCCCCAGGUUUCUUCUAUAUGCUUGGUUUUAAUCCCGUUGCUCGCGGUAUUUGUCGGCCAUGUCAAUGCAAUGGACCCUCAAACACUUGUGACCCACUAUCAGGUGAAUGUCUGUGUACAGGAAACACCGACGGACCGUACUGUGAACGAUGUGCUGAGGGUUUCUUCGGAGACCCACCAAACGGUGUACCCUGUCUUACCUGUCCCUGCCCUCUUACUGAUGGCCCAAACCAGUUCUCACCGACCUGUAUCCUUGAUACCGAUGGUAGAGUGACCUGUGACGCCUGCCCACAAGGCUAUGCUGGAAGACAAUGCCAAACAUGCUCUGCUAACUAUGUAGGCAACCCAACGGUCCCUGGUGAUUCCUGUGUUCCUGAUAGUCUAGGUGACUGUAAUGUUGAUGGAAGUCUAGCGUGGACCGGAUCAGAAUGCCUGUGUAAAGAUAACACUGAAGGUGUUCUCUGUGACCAGUGUCAAGUUGGAACAUUCAAUCUGGCCCCAGAUCACCAGUACGGCUGCAUCAGGUGCUUCUGUAUGGGAAUAACUGUAGACUGUGAUAGCACUACUCAGUACAGAUCGCAGGUCAAUGCUGAGUUCUCUCGUGAUGGUCAAGGGCUAACCCUGAACAAUCGGGACUUCACAGAAAACAUCACAUCGCAGGAACUGACCGUCAAUUAUCGACAGAGGGAGCUUGUCUACGGGGCCUUCGACACCAUCCCAGCUGAUGUGUACUUCUGGGUUCUCCCCAACCGCUUCCUGGGGAAUAAGGUUUCAUCUUAUGGUGGCUACUUGAGGUACACUAUCGUAGUUGACAGUGCUGCCCAAGAGGGACGACGCCAGCAGCCCAUACCAGAUGUUGAAAUCUCAGGUAAUGGAAUAACCUUGAUCUACAACCGAGACAGUCAAGGUACCCAGGUAGCAUCGAGAACAGAGACACCAUUCAGGGUGCCUUUCCUUGAGCAAUAUUGGACACGCAUUGAUUUUGAGCCAGCUAAUAGGGAGAACCUGAUGAUGGCUCUAGCUGAUUUAGAUUACAUCAUCAUCAGGGCAACGUACAAUGCUCGCACAAGUGUUGCAGCUAUCAGGGAUAUUAGUAUGGAUAUUGCUGAAACCCGCAACACUGGUCUGGGUAGAGCAUUCGCUGUAGAACAGUGCACCUGUCCAUUUGGUUACAGAGGCCUCUCCUGUGAGGAUUGUGAUGUUGGCUUUACCCGUUCAGGUAGUGGUAUCUACCUUGGCUUCUGUGCUCGCUGUGAAUGCAAUGGUCAUUCCACUGAUUGCCAUCCUGAAACGGGGGAGUGCAGGAACUGUCAAGACAAUACCUAUGGGCGUUUCUGCGACCAGUGUGCACCUGGUUUCUAUGGCAACCCAAGCCAGGGAGGAAGAUGUCUGCCUUGUACCUGCCCUCUUGCAAUUCCAUCUAACCAAUUUUCACCGACAUGUUUCCUUGAUGUUGACAAUGAUUUGACCUGUGACUCCUGCCCGGAAGGUUACAUAGGAAGAAGAUGUGAAAGCUGUGCACCAGGUUAUAUCGGAGAUCCCGCAAGGGAAGGAGACUCAUGCAGAUCUCAAGGAGGAUGCCAGUGUGAUGGAAGAGGAACUAGAUCAUCACAGUGCUUUGAUGGCCGAUGUGACUGCAAGGAUAACGUUGGAGGAGAAAGCUGUAACUAUUGUCAGCCAGGUUUCUUCAAUCUCGCAUCCCGGAACCCUGAAGGAUGUACCAGGUGUUUCUGUUCUGGUUUGUCGGUCCCAUGCACCAGCUCAAACUACUUCAGACAACAGCUUCGAGUCACACUCCAGUCGCCAUCUGAUUCAAGUGAUGUCGCCCUGGUCAAUCGAGCACAGACACAGCGGAUAACCUCAGGGUUCGGGAUCAAUGUCCCGUCCAACAGCAUUGCGUUCUCUCAGUUUAACCAGAUGCCUAUUGAUGUCUAUUAUUGGGAGCUUCCAUCAAAGUUUAGGGGUAAUCAGAUCACUGCGUAUGGUGGCUAUCUAAGGUACACCGUUAGUUACUCCACAUCCCAGGCAAGAGGCAACGCUAUCACUGAUAACGAUGUCGAGAUCACUGGUAAUGAUAUCGUCCUGGUGUACAGGCAGCCAACCGGUUUGGAGCCAGAUGAUGCUCGUCCAGUAGCAUUCCAGAUUGUUGAGGAUAACUUUGUCCGUCCGGACGGCAACCCAGCGACCAGGGAGCACCUACUCAUGGCCCUGGCUGACGUUAGUAACAUCCUCAUCCGUGCUUCCUACCAUAGCGACAUGCAGGAGAGCAGUAUCAGGGAUAUUGCACUGGAUAUUGCAGUUGCUCAAAAUACAGGCCAGAAUUCGGCAGUUGAGGUAGAGAGAUGUGACUGUCCCCAAGGCUACAUUGGUCUUUCUUGUGAGGACUGUGCCCCAGGUUACACCCGAUCAGGCGGUGGUCUUUACCUUGGAACCUGUAUACCCUGUGAAUGUAACGGCCAUUCUAACCAAUGUGACCCCGAAACUGGAGUCUGCUAUAACUGUGUCCAUAACACCGUUGGUCCAUAUUGUGACCAGUGUGCUAGUGGGUUCUAUGGCGAUGCGACAGCGGGAACUCCUGGUGAUUGCCGUCAGUGUGCCUGUCCCCUCUCAGUCCCAUCAAACCAAUUUUCUCCAACCUGUAUCCUGGAUAGCGAUGGACGUUUGACCUGUACUGCAUGUCGGCAGGGAUACACUGGCAGGAGAUGUGAAAGUUGCGCCCCUGGUUAUGAGGGAAACCCAACAGUUCCUGGUCAGACAUGUAACCAAGGAAGCACUGUUGACCGUAUCCCAAGCGUCGUCAUCUCACCUGCCGAGGCUUCGGCCGUCUUGGGUGGAACCAUCGUCUUUGUUGUCAGGAUAUCUGGUAACUACACUACUGCACUCUGGCGGAGGGCCGAUGGACAGCCGCUUUCUCCCAGCGCCUAUGUGGAACCAGGAACCUACAGACUACAGAUCCGUAAUCUCAGGCCUAACGAUGCAGGGGUUUACGUCUUCAUUGUAACAAACAGAUAUGGAUCUGGAACAGCGGAGGUCAGGCUAGAAGUAGUUGGUCAAGCAAUGAGAGUAGUCAUCAACGAUCCCCAAACCAUAGAAGUACCUGAAGGAGAAACUGUUCAGUUUGUUUGCCGAGGAAUUAGCCAGACACCGGCCUACACUAUUGCCUGGAGUCGAUCAGACGGCAGUCUGCCACCGAAUGCCAGGGACUUUAUGGGCAUUCUAACGAUAGACUCUGUCAGGUUAACGGAUGCUGGACAGUAUGUGUGUAUGGGAUCAAACCAACUGGAUACUGCUAAUGCCUAUGCUACUCUUAUCGUCACAUCUUCUGUUGAAGUGCCCACUGUCCGCAUCGAGCCCCGCUUCGUCCGGUUGACGGAGGGAGACCGCGUCGAGCUCCGAUGCAUCGCGACAGGCAACCCCACUCCGACGCUUCGCUGGACCGGUGGUCAAGGAGGGGUAUUGAACCCUGAACAUACCUUUCAAGAUGGUCUCUUUGUCAUCCCCAAGGUCAGGGCCUCUGAUGAGGCGGAGUACCACUGUGAGGCCACCAACUCUGCAGGAAUGGCUACUGUCAGGACGGUGGUCUAUGUCAGUCCUUCCCGCGUCCCAUCUGUGACUAUCAGCCCUACCUCGGAGUCGGUCAACGAAGGAGAGCGAGUCAUCUUCUAUUGCCAGGCAACCGGUGACCCCGCCCCCGAGAGGGUGUGGACCCGGGUUGGUGGAGAAUUGCCAGCCAACUCCCGGCAAGAGAAUGGUUACCUCGUCAUCUCAGCGGUGUCCUACCUGGAUGAGGGAACGUACAGGUGCACGGCAACCAACAGCCAUGGCACAGACUAUAGCGAUGGACAGGUCACCAUCAGUACAGAUAGCCACAGAAGCCCAACUGCCCGUAUUGAGCCCGAUGAGGUCGUGAUCACGCAGGGUUCCACCCAGGUCCUUCGUUGCUUGGUCACCGGUGUUCCUACUCCUACUAUCACCUGGACAAGAAGUAGUGGACCAUUGUCACCUAAUCAGCAGGCUUUAAAUGGAGUUCUACGCUUCGUUAAUGCUGAUAUAGAUGAUCGAGACAUGUACAGCUGUACCGCUACAAACAGUGCUGGUUCCUACACAGCAACUGCAUACGUGGAAAUAGAAAGGAGGGAAGCUCCUGUGAUCGAGAUCCUACCACGCACCACCUACAUAGCAACCGAUGGGGACAACAUCCAGAUCCAGUGUCGAAUCAUUUCUGGUAUCCCAACGCCGAAUGUUUCAUGGUCCAGAGCUAACGGAGCUCCCUUGGAAGACAAUACAAAUGAUGAGAUGGGUGUACUGAGCAUCAUAGGGGUAACAUCCGAGAAUCAAGGGGCUUAUAUCUGUACAGGAACAAACACCGCUGGAUCUGUUACAGCUACAGCCACUAUUAGGGUACAAGGUCUACCUCAACUGACGAUUACACCAAGGAGUCCUGCUGAAUUCCGGGUUGGUGAGACAGCCGUCUUGGAGUGUGUUGCCACAGGAGAACCCCUUCCAACUGUCCAGUGGAUGGUCAUGAAUAAUCAACAGGUGUAUCAACCUAUUGCUGCUGCUUUUAACAUGGAGGAGGAGUCUAGUGCUAUGCAUUAUAUCCAGAGUGUAUCAAUGAAUGAUGCUGGCAGCUACAUGUGCAGGGCAGAAAAUGGUGCAGGAUACGUUGAACAGGAAUUGCUUGUGAGCGUAACCGACGGCAACCUGCCACAGCCACCAUCCAUCGACGUAUCCCCAAGAGAAGUGGAAGUCAUCGAGGGAGAAACGGCCGUCUUCAGCUGCACCUCACCGGGGACCCCGGCGGGUUACACGAUCACCUGGAGACGAGUCGGUCAGAGGAUGCCGUCGACCGUGUCCAUUAACAACGGUCUCUUGACCAUCCAACAAACACGGGCUCAUUAUGGUGGCCAGUACUACUGCAUAGUGGGCAAUGAGCAUGGGUAUACGCAGGAUCUGGUUACCCUCUAUGUGUUAGUCCCCCCUAGUCUGAUAAUCAGCCCAGCCACACAGACAGUUACUGCAGGAGAGACUAUCUACAUGUCAGUCAUUGCUGAAGGCACCCAACCUAUCACAUGUGAAUGGUCCAAGUAUGGUGGGUCGCUUCCACCCACUGCUUCUCAAUCUGGCGGCAUCCUCACCAUCUCCCCGGCCACGGCUGCCGAUGCGGGCCAGUACCGGUGUGUCUGCACCAAUUCAGCUGGAUCAAGGGAUUCCUACCUGACUGUCAGGGUACAAGUUAUACCAACUGUCACAGUUCUUCCGACCCGUGAGACAAGGGCCAUAGGAGGGUCCGUUGAAUUCUCCUGUCAAGCGACCGGUAGCCCCCCACCUCAGAUCAUUUGGGAGAAGGAGAAUGGUGUACUGCCAGCCCAACACCGCAUCACCAAUGGUGUUCUUAGUUUGAUAUCUCUUCAAGAUGGUGAUGAAGGUCGAUAUGUAUGUACAGCUGUCAACCAGGCUGGCUCCUCAAAGGCAUACGUCAGGCUCUUCUUACACGCCGCACCAACUGUCCAAAUUACCGUCAACACAACCGUCCACUACAUCCGCAUUGGUGAAUCCACAACCUUUGAGUGUCUGGCCAAGGGUGACCCGACACCCACGAUCACUUGGACUAAGGUGGACAGUGAGCUGCCCAUAACAGUGGUCGUACAGGGUCCAAGGUUGACCAUCCCGCAGGUGUCCUUGUCCGAUGCUGGUUUCUACCGAUGUACGGCCACCAACAUCGUCGGAUCUAGGACGUCUCAGGUCUUCCUCUAUGUACAAGCUGCUCCACAACUGACCGUCGUCCCGGCCACACGCACCGCCCCGGUGGGUGCUACCCUGGAGUUCAGCUGUCUGGCCGGGGGAUUCCCCACUCCUGAGAUCACAUGGCACAAAGAGGAAGGGGAACUCCCCGAUAACUACCAGAUCGACAAUGGCCUCCUGACGAUCACCAACGUUCAAGAGGCCGAUGAGGGAACCUAUGUCUGUAUAGCUACCAACCAAGGAGGGACGACGGAAUACCGGGCAAGGCUUGUAGUUGGAGAGUUGAUCCCAUACUUCGUGCAGAUGCCACAAUCAUACAUUGGUUAUCCUCGACUCACCAACGCCUACAGAGAAUUUGAGGUUCAACUCUCAAUCAAGCCUGAAAGCCCAGAAGGUCUUAUUUUGUACAACGGUCAGAGCAUCGACGGGACAGGGGACUUCUUCUCCUUCGGGCUCCACCGAGGGUACGGCGAGUUCCGUUAUGAGCUUGGAGCUGGAACCACUCUCAUUAGGAGUGAUCGCCCUCUGGAGUUGGGUCAAUGGCACACGAUCAAUAUCAGGAGGAAUAUGACCCGUGGGUACUUGCAGGUUGAUGAUUUGCCUGAGGUAGAGGGCAGAGCUGCAGGGAACUUCCAAGGCCUGGACCUAGUCCAGGACUUGUAUCUCGGUGGCGUUCCAAACUUUGACGAGAUCCCAAGCACAGCAGGUUUCACAACGGGCUUUAUUGGUUGUGUAAGUCAGCUGAUCAUUGGCAACAGAGAGCUUGUGCUCGAUAGCGCCCGUACAAGAGUUGGCGUUGAGCAGUGCCCCACAUGUGAAGUCAACCCCUGUCUCAAUGGAGGAAUCUGCCAGGAGGCUAGGACGGAAGAGGGAUACCGCUGCCAAUGCCCCUACGGCUUCACUGGCACAAACUGCAGGGAUGUGGCCUACUACAGAUGUUCUCCAGGUAUCUGCGGAGAAGGCACCUGCCAAGAAAAGUCUGGUCUUUUAGGCUAUGUCUGUUUUUGCCCAGUUGGUAGAACAGGAACUAGGUGUGAAAUAGUGAGCGACAGUAUCGAUUCGGCGUCCAACUUCAACGACGAGCUCUACGCUGAUCAUGGUAUCCCAGUUGAGGACCCAUCAUUCCUUGGAGACUCGUUCCUCUCGUACCCCGGACUGACGUCCAAUCAUCGUCAGAUCCAGAUCGCUAUGAUGUUCAAGGCCAGGUCUAUCGAGGAUAGUCUGCUUCUCUUCAACGGACAGGGACAGAGAGGGAAAGGAGACUACAUCUCGCUCUUCUUGAAAGAUCAAAAGCUAGUAUUCCAGUAUGAUAGCGGAAGUGGUCCAGCAAUCAUCGAAAGCACUAAGACGAUGGAAGCAGAUCAAUGGUACACCAUCGUCGCUGAACGCAACCUCCAAGAUGGCUCCCUACAGGUGGAUAAUGAGGAGGCUGUCAAGGGACGAUCGCCUGGCAGCAGCCGAGGCUUGAACCUCCGACUUCCUCUCUACCUCGGUGGCAUUAACAAGUAUGAAGAGAUACCACUGAGGCUUGGUGUCACGAAAGGUUUUGAUGGAUGCAUUACAGAGGUUGAGAUCGAUGGAGAGCCUCUGGAUUUGGUAGAAGGGGCCAGCGCCAGUCAUCACAUUGAAGACUGUGGCGAGAAUCUACUCUGCCAGAAGGGAGAGUGUCAGAAUGGAGCAACCUGUACCCCUACUCCCGAUAACUUGGAAUACACUUGUACAUGUGCUUCUGGAUUUACAGGUAUUCAUUGUGAAUCCGAGCUUGGGUCCUGUAGUGUAGGCCAGCCGUGUCAGAACGGAGGUCGCUGUGAGCCAGUCGAUGGGGGUUACAUCUGUCUCUGUUCCCUAGGCUUCUCAGGAAAUAUGUGUGAAAAUGUUGAACGGUUUAGCUACAGCGUUGCUCUUGGAUACUCUAGUUACAUCAAGCUUCCAAAGACAGUUAUACCACGAGGAAGAGGAAGCAGUUCUAUAACCGAAACAAUUAACUUCAGCAUGGCAACAGAUUCAACUGAUGGCCUUCUUAUGUGGCAGGGAGUGCCUGAAGGAUCUGCUGGUGAGAGGCAAGAUUUCAUUGCUGUUGGUCUUCAUGAUGGAUACAUUGUUUUCAGCUAUCAGCUUGGAAGCGGAGAAGCCAACAUAGCAUCAACUAUCAGGAUAGAUGACGGUGCAGAACAUAAUAUUACAAUUACAAGACAAGGACGUGAUGGUACACUGCUAGUAGAUGAUGAAGAUGUGGUAAUAGGCCAGUCUGCUGGAGUACUUAGGAUGUUGAAUGUCAAAGGAGCUCUGUUCUUAGGUACACCACCCGAUGUUGAGAUCUUAACUGGAACCAAAUACAACAAAGGAAUAGAAGCGUGUGUCAAAGACCUAGAAAUUCAAAUAGACGAUAAUCCUUCAUCUGUAAUAAACCUAUAUCAACAAGCACUAGACGGUGUUAAUGUAGAAAACUGUGAAUUUUGAUGAUAUCUUUUAUACUCCUCUCUAUAUGUUACCAGAAGCUUUUUGAAAGAAACUAAAUUCCCUUUUUUUUAUUAACGAACAAUCAUGUAUUUAUAUACUUGGGGUAAGCUUUGUCCCAGGUGUUUUAACAUGUAAUUAUAGCUAUGGUUAUUUUAGAUCAUUUUGGGGCAAAAAAUUUGCAUUUUUUUAAAUAGAGACAUCUAUUAUAUUGAGAAGGUGCUUUUAUCAUGGUGUAUUUAAAAAUAUGAAAUUGUAUGAACAACAUUUUUAUAGCAAAACUUAUGAUUAUAUGUAUUGGGUUAUCGAUUGAUGUUAUUAAAACACUGCCCACAUUAUUCAUGUGAAAAUAUGAAACUUUCUGAAUAUGUAGGAGUUCUUAUAUUUUUUAAACCUGAAGUACGACCCAUUUUAUAAUGAAUUUCAUGAACAUAUUUGUAGACAUGGUUUUAAUUGGCUCGUAUUUAUUGAAGUUAAAACUAUGUGGAAAUUAUCAAAUUUUCGUGUUUUAGGAUAAUGACUGCCAAAGUUAGGUGUUCUUUCAGGAAUACUCUUUAUUUGCCCUCCUCUGAUGAUUCUUUUGCAGAUUUGAUAUACAACUUUUGUUGGCUUAUUAUUUAAAAAAAAACUGUAUCAAAAUAUUUCUUUAAUAUAAAAAAAAAUUGUGAUCAGCAUUUUCAAAAUUAUUUCCGCAUGGAUUUUAAUAUCAGCAUUUUAUGUUCGCCCUGACCUUGAAAAUGUACAAAUUUGGUACAUUCAGCAUUAUUUCAAUCUUUGACCUUUUUUAUAUCAUUCUUAAAAAAAAGUGUUUUUUAUCUGAUUUUUAAGACUUCAUAUUGCAUGUGCUGCAAGUACUUUCUCAACCAUUUAGUACCUCAUUAUGAAAGCAGAAGCAAAUACCUUUAUACUUUAAACGUGGAAUUAAUAAUGGGAGGUUUGAUUUAAUGCUUGAAAUGUUAGAAACAUGUUCAUUAGAUCAUAGAAAACAAUGAUUGAUCAGUUUGAUUCACAGGUUUUUUUUUUCAUCCUCCAACGUUGCUGCUUGUGGAAACCCUCGAAAGUCGAAUUUCAUGCUGCUUUGAUCAAAAUAUGUAAUAAGUGAUUUGACUUCAUACCAGGUACUAAAUGGUUGAUUGCAACUUGCUGUAGUAGGUAGCAAGGGUAUCAUUAGAUUAAAAACAAAAACCUUUUACAAUCUGGUGCUGUUAUAUAAUUUAUUAUCGUAAACCCAUCACGAUUGACAUGUGAAAGUCCUUUAUAUGAAUGUUUUUUAUACUCUAUGUACAAUGUAUAUAGCAACUACUACGUUGUUUUUCUUACAAAUUCAAAGCAGAAAUGGAUUGCAAAACAUAUAUACACGUCUCGUCUGUGUUUCAUCUUUGAAUAUUUGCCUUGUUAUUUAAUGUAUGUAUUUUGUAUAUUCUGUUAUCGUUAAGUACUAUAUGUGUGUGUAUGCGGGAAUUAUUAUGGUUGAAAUUUAAGAGGGAAGCGGUCGGGGGGGGGGGGGGAGCUCAAGGCAUUCAAAAUCAAGAUGACUACUGACAAUUUUGUUAGAUGUUGCUGUAGAUACUUGAAUUAUUUUUUAAAUCUGAUGCAAUGCUUAUCAAUAUUUAACUAUGUUAGUCACUGAAGGUAGGUAAAAUCUUGAAAAUGAAGGAGUCAUUGGUUAAUCAAAGAAGAAUUAUUCUAGAUAUAUUUUGUGUGCAGUUGGAUAAUUCUUGAACAAUGCGGGCAAGGUGGUAGAUAUUUAAUAAUAAUAAUGUGGAAUGAUAAACUUCAUUGUUCACUACAACAGAUUUUGCCCUGUUCACACUCCAAUUGCCUUAGAUUUUAGUGCCUUGAGAUUUAUGAGGUGCUGCAAAUCCAGAUUAACCUAUUUUGUCUACCAAAAGAUGCUUUUCACAAUCCAAGUUCUUCCCACAUAAUCAUAUAUAUAUGUAAAUUUUGUUCAAUACUUUUAGACGUAAGUAGCAACGAGUUGCACUGUGGUUUCAUUAUCGUGUAAGCACUAUUACCAUGUGUGAUCGCCUUCGUCUUUUAUAUCGUUACUAUUCGAUGCCAGAACUUGGCCGCCAUUGGUGCCUUACAUACCUCACAACAUUCGCUCAUUGGCAUUUGAAAUGCUGGUUAACAAAACAGAAAAGGACACCUCAGGUUUUAUUACAAAUGCUGCAUAAUUUUAUAAAAGAACACCUAAUUGUUGUAUUUGGAAUAUGCACUGACCAGAACAGGAAUACUUUUACUAGGAAAUUUUGAUACGUACGGUUGAGGUAUAUUUGUUGAAUGGCAUCUUGCCUGUGACUACUUGUGUCCAAAUGAAGUGUUGCAACUGGCAGGGCCAAGAUAAAUACUUCUUCAUCCUUCUGUGAUACGGUGCAUGUAUUUAUCUUUAUAUACUUUGGGCAUUCUGACAUAUUUUGAGGAAGAGGAAAAGGGCAGAAUUCAAGCAAAUCAUUUUGACCAGGCUUCUGAAUGUUUAACUUGUUUUUAGGUCGAAUGAGCGUGGAUAUCAGAAGCAAUUGUCACGCAUCAAAGCAAUAGCGGAAGCUUAAAUACAUGUAUAUAUUUAUUGACAUAUGAAGGUGAUGAUGGAAAGAAAAGAGAGUUGCAUGUAGGAUAUUGACAAAUAUUUACAUUAGGCAUAUUAGGUGAUAUAAUCUUGUCUGCUAGAGCUUGGCUUGUUCAAAGAUACAAUGUAUGCGCAUAGCAAUUUGUAGGAUUGUAUUACUAGUACUUGCCUUGUACUUUAAAAUGACUUUAAAAGCAGAUCAUGAUAAUGCUGCACUCCUAAAUAAUGUAGACAAGAUAAAAAAAUAGAAGUAGUAGGGAUAGAGGGCAGUAUUUGCUUGUGAAACUGCCCCUAAUGCUUCAAAGCUUUUCCUGUCUAGAAUUUGGAGGAAAAAAAAAGCAUCUACUGUUUACAAUGUAAUUAGGUGCCUUACCGGAAAUCAGAGCCGCAUCUUUCAUGUAGGAAUCCAGAGACGGGAUUCGUGAUGUAAGACGCGGUGAGGUGAGGGCACCCUAGGAGAACUGAGCUUGCUAGGAUUCAUUGAUUUUGUCAUCUGCAAAUAACAUCUAUGGUGCUGAUUCACGUUGUGGAAUAUAUAUAACCUGAUAUUACGAAAACUCAUUUAUUUAUAAAGGGUUAGUUAUUGUGUAGGGUGUAUUAUUUAUGUUGAUAGAUGCAAAGAUUAGUUGGAGGGGGGGGGGGGGUUAAACUUCAUUGGCUGCAUUUAACAUUGGAGGUUCUUACGAGUACCAGCCCCGCAGAGAAAUUGUUGUUAGUACUAACAAUGCACUAACAGAGGCACCGUUACAACCGUUAAUAUCGCAGUGAUGCCUAAUGUCACAACAUGUAUUUUACAUCUUGAAUUAAAGACAUCGCAAUCUGAAAGAUGCGACCGGGCCUACUGUUAGUGCUCUGUUAGCGCUAACAACGUUUCUGUGCGGCUGGUACUGGUAUAAUUAUUAUAUUGAAGAUCAAACCUGUGUUCUUUCAGCUCAGCUUACAUGAAUUAAUUACUUCAUGAUUUAUGAAUAGAAUCAUGACCAUGUUCAGGUUUCGCAAGUAACUGUUCCACACAGGUCUCUACGAGGUUGGUCAUGUAUUUAAGAUCUGGGGUCCACUUCAUAAAACUUGUUAUAAUAAAAAAUUUGCAACAACAGUUUUAAGCUACUGAAAUCAUUUGAUUUGAUUGGAUGACAGUGCAUUUGUUAUUAUAACAAGUCUUGUGAAACAGGACCCUGAACUCUGGGCCCUGUCAUGUAAAGCUUAGCAAUCAUCGUAGAAUAAUUAUUUUAUGGUUGAUUUUAUUGACCGUAAUCUGUAAUGAAUUGUAAAACUGAUCACAUGAUCAAAGGCUAAGCUCUUGUUACGAAACCCUUGAUGGUUGAGUGCUUUUGGUAUGAAUAUGUCUCGGGGGGGGGGGGGGGGGGACUAGAAAAAAAAUAAACUGGAAGGUCAAACAGGUAUAGAAGUAAAUGUACCUCGUGGUUUCAGCAAAGAGAAUGAUACAAGAAGUUAUUGUCCUGCAUUUUUGUAAUUAAAAUGUACUGAGGAAGUGGUUCUGGGAGUGGCUUCUUCUAUGUGGUCUGUGUUUUUUUGUAUUGAAGUACUGUCUGUUAAAUAAAGAACUGUACACAACCAAAA
Lytechinus pictus (painted urchin) is the source of this 14509-nucleotide messenger RNA. RefSeq names its product basement membrane-specific heparan sulfate proteoglycan core protein-like. Lineage: Eukaryota; Metazoa; Echinodermata; Echinoidea; Temnopleuroida; Toxopneustidae. Gene Ontology annotation, molecular function: calcium ion binding; protein binding. The record is from RefSeq and is a predicted model, not a curated record. The coding region runs from base 1 to 10362 and encodes 3453 amino acids. The transcript is spliced from 75 exons.